AUGGCAACUCCACAGACGAAGGACGACACCAAGAUCCCCGAGGCGUCUAGCUAUCCCGAAGCGACUGACCAUGCCGCCGGCACCAGCUACGUGUACGAUGAGGGCGCUGUCGAGAACGUCGACGAGGCUUACCUCCGCGCCUCCAAGUCGACGAGGUUCUACAGAGGCGUGUUGUUCCAAAUGAUCCUCUUUGGAGCGUUGUCCUUUGUCGGUCCUGCAAUGUCAGACGCCAUCUCCAACCUCGGAGGUGGUGGUCUCUCGACACCAUACUUGGCCAACUUGGCGACUGCUCUCAGCUACAUGGCCGGCUGUCUGAUCACCGUCUUUGGCGGGCCUCUAAUCAACAAGAUUGGAAUCAAGUGGUCUUGUAUGAUCGCCGCCGUCACUAUGCCCCUUGCCGGUUCGGCUUACUAUGUGAGCGCAAAGUACUCGAUAGACUGGUAUCUUCUCUUUGCAAGACUUCUCGGGGGGUUCACAUCUGGUUUCCUCUACGUCGCCGAGACGGCCGCCAUGCUGUCGUAUCCGGAAGCAAACGACAGAGGUUUCUACCUGGGUAUCUGGUCUGCCAUGAGAAACUCUGGUAGUGUCAUGGGUGGCGCCAUCAACUUCUCGACCAACUACUCCAAGGCCAACGCUGGUGGUAUCGCCUGGUCCACCUACUUGAUCUUCGUCGGCUUCGAAUGCACUGGGACGAUCUGGGCCCUCCUCCUUUCCCCCACCAGGCGCGUACGUCGCCGCAACGGCGCAAAGAUCCCCAUGGCCAGCAGUAUCAGCUGGAAGAGAGAACUCAUUGCGUUGUGGAGGCACUUGCAGCGCAGAAAGACAUGGCUCAUGUCCAUCCCCGCCUUCUACUCCUUCUUCUUUGGCGGAACCAUGGGAACCUACCUCUCCCUGCACUUCUCCGUUCGGGCCCGCGCACUAUCGUCGCUGAUCACUCGUGAGUAA
Messenger RNA from Colletotrichum fioriniae, 945 nucleotides. RefSeq lists its product as uncharacterized. The record is from RefSeq and is a predicted model, not a curated record. Gene Ontology annotation, molecular function: transmembrane transporter activity. Gene Ontology annotation, biological process: transmembrane transport. Lineage: Eukaryota; Fungi; Ascomycota; Sordariomycetes; Glomerellales; Glomerellaceae.